GGAGCGUUCAGUCGGUGCCCGACCUUCCACCUGCGCAGGUGUGUGCAUUCGAGACUCUCCUUUCUUUUUCACGUUUUUUUUAGUUCCUCCCAAGGACUUUAUUUCGUGACUUUCCUUUUUGUGUGUGCGCCUCCUCCAGCCUCAUCCGUCAUCGGGAGAAGAGAAUCGUGUCGUGAGCAUCAAUAACACCAAAAAGUCCCAUCCGAACGAAAAAGCAAAACUUGCUGGCUACACCACCCAGCUUAUGUUAAUUGCAUCGCCCGGUGCAGAGUAGAGGGCAAUGAAACGACCUUGCCGUAUAAAUCUCUGCUUGCCGUUUGUCCAAGAGAAGAAGAAGCUGAGCUGUUGAGCAGCUUUGGCCGUCUGUGUGCCAAUUCUUGGCCCGUGUCCAACUCUCCGCUACAAGAAGAAAAGGUGCAGCUGUCGGGGAGGAAACCACGUCAUCUCUUCAACUGGCUACCCACCAUCUUCGCUGUCCAUGAAUCUUUGAAUCGUUCUCUUGUUUGGGCCUUUUUUCUUCUUAUUCGCAUGACACACAUACCUCCUUUUCCCCCCGUGAUUUCGUGUGCGUGUCUCUCCAUUCGGAUGGAUAAGAUGCUGAUGGCUGGAUAGGUGCUUAAUUCAUCCGCAUUCUUUUCUUAGCCAUUGUUUUCGCUCGAUGCCUUUUGGACAUGGCAAGACAAAUUGUGAAUUGUUGAAGGAAGUUUUGAAAGUUGUGUGAGUGUGUGAGUGUGCUGGAUAGGAAAAUGUUGGAUCAACUGAGGAGAUUAGUCAAUGGAUCUAGUGGCGGCCAGACGGACGGUAUUCCACCUUCGGGCAGUGCUAGACAGAGUAGAUACCAGCAGCAGCAUGGACACUCUUCCGGCGGAUCUACACGAUCCGGAUCGCUGAGCAGGUUGACUGCUUAUGCCCUGCAUCCGCAACAUUCCGGUCGAAUGCGGAUGCAACUUUCUUACAACGUUGUUCCAGUUUCUUAUGUGGCACCUCCGCAUCCUGUGGCCGUGGCUUACGGCCGGAAUGGGCGGACCGCUGUCGUCGGCUACGAUCCGUGGUUCCAGGUGAGAUAUCCGCAACAACCUCGGACGCCAGUCGGUCGUCAGCUCUCUGCCCGGCCUGAUCUUGCCCCUCCGCCUCAACAAUCGCAUCCGCCACCACCUCCGUCCAGCCAUUCCAGCGGGAAGAAGAAAAGUGUCGGCAGUAAACAUUCGGAAUUGAGCAAAGAGGAAUUCCGGCAUCCAACCAUCCGCAGGGACACGGUCGUUCCCAACAACAGACACCGAUUGGUUCCUAGCCGGAGUCUCGACAGUAUUCAUCCGCACCGAAUCCAUCACCACCGGCAGGAGAAGCAGCAGAGCGUGACGGAAGCGGAAGUGAAAUCGUCGGGCAAGAAGAUGAAGGAAUUCUUCCAGCGGGUCAAAGAUUCCGUGUCCAAUUCCGCUACGACUAACGGAGGACAUCAAUCAAACGGAUCCAGCGGAGGAGGACAGGGUCAGCGGACAGACGAGUGGCUUCUACACCGUCCCAGUGUCAAUGCCAACAGUUCGAAACCCGUUCCGCCUCCUCCGCUUCAACGUCCCACGACGCCCGGAAUGACGGCCUUCCGUAAAAUCUUUUCCCGCUCACCCAGUCCCACUCCGCCAGUUCCCUCGGGGCCUUUAGUCCCUCCGCCAUCGCAUCCAAUCAAAAAACCUCUUUCAUCCACUAAAUCUUUGUUUCAGCAAAUCAUCCGCCCGCGGAGUCGAUCCGUUUCGAGCACGGCUUCCCUCUCGGUCAACUCGGCGGCUCAUUCCGGCGGUGCCAUCCGCCAUUUCAACCGGAUGAUGAAGGAGAAAUCCAAGACAGAUCUCAAUAUCGUCCACCGUAACGACGCCGGAUCGAUACGUCGCGGUAAUCCGGACGGGGCCACAUUCCCCAGAGAUUCUCCAUUCCAUCUGGCCGGAACGGAAUCUUCUGAUUUGCUCAUUUACGCUCCGGCCAGUGAACCAGCCAAAUCUUCAUCCGUCAUGACGACCACAUCCAACAACAGCAACAACAAUAACAACAACAACAGCAACAACAAGAAUCCGUCCAAAAAGACGAAAUUCGUCAAGAAAAUUGAGCAGCCGGUGGCUGGAUUCCGGGUGAAGCGACGCCAGUCUCAAUUGAGACGAUCAGAGCGGAAGCGUCGGAGUAGUCGCCACCGAUCCGGCCGUAAAAAGAGCAGCCGGAACAGUAGCUCCGGCAGCAAGAAGCUUGGCAGUAGCAAAGGCUCACAGCUGGGCAGUCAAUCAGCUCUGAGCGGCGCUAAAUUGGUAUCUGAUUGGACAUACCUACCGCUGCCAACAUCUUUCACUCCGGUGGAAGAAGCCAAACCGCGGACAGCGUCGCUCAAGAUCGUCUGCGAUCCGCCGGAAACCAAAUCGACGCCACCGACGGCCGUAUCUAAUGAAGAGGAUGACGACAACGGCUGGGAAUCUGAUUUGUAUCAAGUUCUGGUGGAUCGUGGCCAGCCUCGUCGCAGUGGCCCUCUGCCUCCGCCCAUGUGGGACCCGCUCAUUUUCAUCCCUCCCGAGCGACGUCGCUCUUCAGCGGCGACAAUCACGCUCAACGAGUCGGCCAUUUUGGUGGCCGACCAACAGCCUUGGAUCCGCUCGUCUAAAUUGCGGGCCGACGGCAAGAAACAGCUCAGACGAAUCAAUCCGCCACCACCUCCUCCUCCGCUCUCACCAUCUUCAUCACGAUCCAGCAGUGGAGAUAUUACGCAAAAAGGAUACGAAAAGAAACGGUCCCGGCUCCUGGCUCCUUACCUGCCCAAACCACCAACGUCGUCGUCCGUUUCAUCCACCGCUGCUGGAAUUCAACAACAACUAAACAGCCCCAAUAAAGCUGGACCUGUUGGUAGCCUCCCGGAUGAAGGAGGAGCUGGAAUGGUCGAGUCGAGUCAUUCGGCUGACGGUGGUGGCGGUGGUGGAUCGCGGGAGAGGAGGAGAGCCCACCGGAAGGCCACUCGACACGAGAGUCGCUACCAUUCAGAGGUCCGCCAAGAAGCCGUCCAGCAAGUGCUGGCGGCCAUGCAGAGUCGUCCGAAACCUUCGAUGCCGAUGCCGAGCAAACGAACGUCGACCGUCAUCGCUCCCGACCAGCAACAACAACAGAUGGCCGUCUCCCAACAACAACAACAUCCUUCUCAACAACAACAGCAGCAGCACGGGAGCGUCCAGCAGCCCAGAGGAUCGCUAGAUGGCAGCAGCAGCGGCGGGAGUAGCAGCGAAGUCGACGACGACGAUGAAGAGGUGGACGACGACGACGACGACGACGAUUGUCACCAUCGACCACCACCUCCACGACAACAACAACAACAACAACAAUCAGUCGCCUCGAGUGGAUCGGGCGGAAUCGUCGGCACACCCGAACGAACCCACAGGAUGCAUGUGAUGGGGCAACCGCCGGUUUCCCAGCAUUCUCCGCUGCAGCACCAAGUGUCGGACGCGGGGAGUAGCCACAGCGCUGGAUCGACUCGCAACGUGACGCCUCCGCUUUCCAUCCAGCAGGGCAGACCUCUUCCGGCUCUGCCUGUGUCUCCGCCACCACCUCAGCUGCCGCCCAGGGAAACUGGACUGCAGCACGCCAUGUUGAACCGGGUGGGUAAUGGCGGGACGCCUACGACGUCCAAUUCGUGGAUGAUGCCUCCGCCCGGAAGACCGGCAGCACCUCCGCCGCUGGUUUCAUCCACCAACCUGGACGACGACUGGGAGAACAGCAGCAACGACAGCAACGACCUCCAACGACGCAGGGUACAGCCUGGCCAGCAUCGCGGCAUGGGCCAGCAGGGCGACCUCAACGAUUUGGCCGAUGCCAUGGCGGGAUUUCAUCCAUAUGCUCAACCGCCGGAUGUGACCAACAACACGAAUCAAAUCCGGCGAACGGCCACGGCAGCUGCGGCCGAUCGUCUGGGCCGCUACGGAAUCAUCGGAGGCUCGGCGGCCACUCAGUCAUCCAACGCGUCGACGACGGGCGUGGGCGGACAUCCGAUGCAGACCCAAGUGCCCCAGGCCGGCACUUCCUCCACCUCGCUGGACGACUCGACGACGGGCACGCUCAACAGCCUCAACGGCCGCUGGAAGGUCUCGGCCAAGAUCCAGCAGCUCCUCAACACGCUGAAACGGCCCAAGCGUCGCCCGCUGCCGGAAUUUUACGAAGAUGACGACAUCGAACUGGAACUGGCGGCCAAUCCCAAAGAUCCGAACGCUCCUAAACCAGAAGGCGGUCCCAUGACGCCGGCCCUUGGCGAUCAACUCAUCAUCCCGUCGGGUCUGCCAAGGUCACUGGAAGCGGCCAUCCAGCGUUAUGGCUCGUCGAGCUACAAAGCUGCCGCCGCCACCGUCCUCGACCCCAACGGCAAAAUGUUCACCACUUUGACUUACGGCAAAUUGCAGAGCCGCUCUUACAAGAUCGCCUACGCUCUGCUGAACAAGUUGAGCAAACAUGGCGGCGGUGGGGUGGUUGGAAGCGGGACGGCCGAGCUGCUGGGCAGCUCGAGCGUCAAACCUGGCGAUCGGGUCGCUCUGGUCUACCCCAACAGCGACGCCAUCGGUUUCAUUUGCGCUUUUUACGGCUGUCUGCACGCCGGAGUCGUGCCCGUUCCCAUCGAAGUGCCACUGACGAGACGCGACGCUGGAUCGCAGCAGAUCGGCUUCCUGCUGGGCUCGUGUGGCGUCCAGGUGGCCCUGACGUCCGACAUUUGCCUCAAGGGCCUGCCAAAAACGGCCUCCAGUGGCGAAGUCAUCGCUUUCAAGGGAUGGCCCAAAUUGCACUGGUGCGUCACCGACAACCUCAUCAAACCACCCAAAGAUUGGCAGCCGCCACCCAAACUACAGGACGAUACGCCCGCCUACAUUGAGUAUAAAACCGAUAAGGAAGGAUCGGUGAUGGGAGUCACCAUCACCCGGUCGGCCAUGUUGUCCCACUGCCGAGCUUUAACAGCCGCAUGCUCCUACACCGAGGGCGAAGUGGUCGUUUGCGUCCUGGAUUUUAAGAGGGAAGUAGGUCUCUGGCACGCUGUCCUGACGGCCAUGCUCAACGGCAUGCACAGCAUUUUCAUCCCCUACGCUCUGAUGAAAACCAAUCCGGCCUCGUGGAUGCAAAUGAUCACCAAGUACAAGGCCAGUUUGGCCGUCGUUAAGUCGAGGGACCUCCACUGGGGUCUGCUGGCCACUCGGGAUCACCGCGACAUCAACUUGUCCUCGUUGCGGAUGCUCCUGGUGGCCGACGGAGCCAAUCCUUGGUCCCUGUCGUCUUGCGACCAGUUUAUGGCCGUUUUUCAGAGCAAAGGACUCAGGGCUGACGCCGUCUGCCCCUGCGCCGCAUCCAGUGAAGUCCUCACCGUCUCCUUCCGGCGGCCCGGACGCUCGGGAGCCAACGCCACUGGUCGGGGCAUCCUGUCCAUGCAGGGAUUGAGUUUCGGAGUGGUUCGCGUCGACCAGGAGAAUUCGUUGACGUCACUGACGCUCCAGGAUUGCGGGCACGUCAUGCCCGGUGCCGCCAUGGUCGUGGUCAAGAUGGAAGGGCCGCCUUACCUCUGCAAGACGGACGAAGUGGGCGAGAUUUGCGUCGGCAGCGCUUCCGGCGGAGCUCAUUAUUGGGGAUUGAAGGGCAUGUCGAACGCCACCUUCAGGGUCCAGCCGCUCUUGCCAUCCGGCGACGCCAUGAGCGCCGAAACGGAAUUCAUCCGCAGCGGAUUGCUGGGCUUUCUCGGUCCCGGUGGCUUGGUCUUUGUUUGCGGCUCACGUGACGGCCUCAUGACCGUCACCGGACGCAAACACAACACGGAUGACAUCAUCGCCACUGUCCUUGCCGUCGAGCCCAUGAAGUUCAUCUACCGAGGCCGGAUCGCCGUUUUCAGCAUCCGGGUACUGAGGGACGAGCGGAUUUGCGUCAUUGCCGAGCAGAGACCCGAUUGUUCCGAAGAAGAGAGUUUUCAAUGGAUGUCGCGAGUCCUCCAGGCUGUCGACUCGAUCCACCAAGUUGGCAUCUACUGUCUUGCCCUCGUUCCACCCAAUUCGCUUCCGAAAACUCCCCUUGGCGGAAUUCACCUGUCUGAGACUCGGCGCCGCUUCAUGGAAGGUUCCCUUCAUCCGGCCAACGUUCUGAUGUGUCCACACACUUGCGUCACAAAUUUGCCGAAGCCUCGCGAAGUCCAUCAAGACCGAAUUUUAACGUCGACUCCCGAACCGAUCACUACUACCCCACUAACAUCAAUUCUACUACCACCUCCGCCCGGUUUCUCCCUCUCUCGUCCUCCGUCUCGAGAGCAAGACCUUCUGAUGCUGAUGGCCGACAGUGAGUUAUUGGACGAUCGACUCUACCACUACCAACAACAUCGCCAACAACAACAGCCCAUCUACUCCAAUAUUCUGGAUAUCGGUCCAGCAUCAGUCAUGGUGGGCAAUAUUGUCCAGGGUAAUCGUUUGGCGGCCGCCCAGGGCCGCGAACUUCGUUUCGGUGACGACGAGGCCAAUCCUGCCAACAAGUACCGCUACAUCUCAGAGAUCCUGCAGUGGCGGGCCCAGCGGACGUCCGACCACGUCCUGUUCACUCUGCUGGGAGCCAAAGGCACGCCGACUGGAACGCUGUCGUGCGCCCAGCUCCACAAAAGGGCCGAGAGAGUGGCCUGCACUCUGGUGGAGCGCGGCCGGAUCAACAGCGGCGAUCACGUGGCUCUCAUCUAUCCGCCCGGAUUGGAUCUGGUCUGCGCCUUUUACGGCUGCCUCUACGUCGGAGCCGUUCCAGUCACCAUCCGCCCACCUCAUCCGCAAAAUCUCCCGACGACUUUGCCGACGGUCCGCAUGAUCGUGGACGUCAGCAAGGCCUCGGUCAUCUUAUCCAACGCCAACGUCAUCAAGUUGCUCAAAUCAAAAGAGGCCGGCAGCGUGAUGGACGUACGGGCCUGGCCUCCCACCCUGGACACGGACGACAUGGCCAAGAAGAAGUUGAGCAGUUUCUACCGGGCCCCCACCGCCGAGAUGUUGGCCUACCUGGACUUUAGCGUCUCGACGACGGGCAUGCUGGCCGGCAUCAAAAUGUCUCACGCGGCCACAACGGCCCUCUGUCGAUCCAUGAAGCAGGCCUGCGAGCUUUACCCGUCCAGGCACGUGGCCCUGUGUCUCGACCCUUACUGCGGACUUGGCUUCUCUCUGUGGUGCUUGUCCAGCGUCUAUUCUGGUCAUCAUUCGAUAUUAAUCCCACCGUCGGAAGUGGAAGUCAAUCCGGCCGUCUGGCUAUCCAUCGUCAGCCAAUACAAAGUCCGAGACACUUUCUGCUCCUAUGGCGUGAUGGAGUUGUGCACCAAAGGAUUGGCCACUUCCGUCGGACUGCUCAAGCAGCGCGGCCUGAAUUUGGCUUGCGUUCGCACCUGCGUCGUCGUAGCCGAAGAACGGCCCAGAGUCCAUUUAUCCACGAGCUUUUCAAAACUCUUUUCCGGAUUGGGUCUGUCACCCAGGGCCGUCUCCACCAGUUUCGGAUGUCGCAUUAAUGUCGCCAUCUGUCUACAGGGAGCAUCCAGCCCUGAUCCAUCCACCGUGUACGUUGAUCUGAGAGCUUUGAGGAACGACAGAGUGACGCUGGUGGAACGCGGAGCUCCUCACAGUUUGUGUUUGACCGAGUCGGGCAAAUUGCUUCCCGGUGUGAAAGUCAUCAUCGCCAAUCCGGACACCAAAGGCCAGUGCGGCGAUUCUCACCUGGGCGAAAUUUGGGUUCAAGCUCCUCACAACGCUUCCGGUUAUUUUACCCUGUACGGAGAUGAUCCGGCCGGAGCCGGAGCCGCUUCCGUCGACCAUUUCAACUCUCGACUCGUCACCGGCACCACUGGUGAAGCUUAUGCAAGGACGGGCUACCUGGGCUUCCUCAGGAGGACCGAAAGCGUCCAAUCAGAUGGAGAACUUCACGAUGCCGUUUUUGUCGUCGGAGCCCUGGAAGAGACUGUCGUGUUGCGUGGAAUGCGCUACCAUCCGAUCGACAUUGAAAAUACGGUGAUGCGAUGCCACCAGAAGAUUGCCGAAUGUGCCGUGUUCACAUGGACCAACUUGUUGGUCGUCGUUGUCGAGCUGGAAGGGACGGAAUCUGAAGCGUUGGACCUCGUUCCGCUGGUGACGUCCUCCGUCCUGGAGGAGCAUCAGCUGAUUGUCGGCGUCGUGGUGGUGGUGGAUCCGGGCGUCGUGCCCAUCAACUCGCGCGGAGAAAAGCAGCGCAUGCAUCUAAGGGACGGUUUCCUGGCCGAUCAGCUCGACCCCAUCUACGUCGCCUACAACAUGUAGUUUAAAACUAGUUGAAGCAGCUAUUAUCAAACUCUGUUGUUUGUCCUUUUUGUUUUUCCCCCCUCAUGUUUGAUUUCUUUUAAAAGAUGAAGAAUGGGGCGAUAAAAAACCAAAACAAUAUUUGGUCUGUCUGCGUGUGUGUGUUACUUGUAUCCGGAAUGGAUUAUUUUUUCUUUGUUGCACAUUUCGUCACACCAUCACAUAUUUUUGUUUGUUUGUUCUGGGGGUUGAAGAGAUUGGGGUGGUAAACACACACACACACCAGACGAGAGAGGAAAUAUCGAAAAACAAAUUCUUUAUCUUAGUUUUUGAACAUGUACUACAUUUCUGGGGUUGUACAUAAUAAUUUGUUUGUUUCGUUUUUCUGGAAAUUUUUUUUCGCAGGCCAGCAGCUUAUUAUAUUUCAUUUUUCACACAUAGCUACACACACACACACAAAGAAAAAAGUCAUUUUUUUUUCCAUUUCCCUCUUUAUUCUUUUCUCAUAUGUUUACAAUCAAUUUUAUUUUCCCCGAUUAUAAUUCUUUACUAAAAAAAAAAUGAUCUACAUGUGUCUGUCAUCUUAAUUUCCUUCAACACUCAUCACUUUGUUUAUUUUCUACUACCUUGGAUUAAUUUCUUUCUCUGGACCGUGUUUGUUUGUUUGGAUAUAUUCAAAAAUUAUUUGUCUUCAAUCUUUUCUUUUCCCACCUCCGAAUUUACGAGAAUGUAUGUAGUACCGGUUUACGUAUGUGCUUGUUUUUCUUUGCUUUUUUCUUUAUUUUAAAGAAACAAUUUCAGAUCUUAAGAAAAUUCUAUAUCUUUCCUACUCUCUCGCUAUCCAAAUAAGAAAAAAAAGCUGUC
Molecule: messenger RNA, 9134 nt
Organism: Daphnia pulicaria
Lineage: Eukaryota; Metazoa; Arthropoda; Branchiopoda; Diplostraca; Daphniidae
Gene: DIP2
Product: disco-interacting protein 2 homolog A-like
Exons: 15
Coding region: 747-8291 (2514 amino acids)
Source: RefSeq, a predicted model, not a curated record